Ceratitis capitata (Mediterranean fruit fly) is the source of this 1035-nucleotide messenger RNA. RefSeq names its product 2-aminoethanethiol dioxygenase. Gene Ontology annotation, molecular function: oxidoreductase activity, acting on single donors with incorporation of molecular oxygen, incorporation of two atoms of oxygen. Gene Ontology annotation, cellular component: mitochondrion. The coding region runs from base 72 to 839 and encodes 255 amino acids. The record is from RefSeq and is a predicted model, not a curated record. The transcript has a single exon. NCBI's taxonomy places the organism in Eukaryota, Metazoa, Arthropoda, Insecta, Diptera, Tephritidae.
UGCAAGGAAAAAAACAACUAAAUUUCAGCAAAAUUCUUGCCAGUGGAUUAAAGUAAUAAAAUUUAGUGAGGAUGUCCUCACUAUUUGUCAGCGUAUUGCGUCAGGCAAUUAAAACUUUCGAUCGAGCUAACAGUGCGGCAUUUAAUGUGAACUUCGCAAAGCUAAAGCAAUUAACUGAACAGCUGACCUUCCGUGAUAUCCACUUACAGCCACAACAAUUCGAGACUGUAUUCAAGAGAUCUGGAAGAGCGCCUUGUACAUUUGUGCAUAUUUUUGAAAAUGAUUUUUUGUCUAUGAGUGUAUUUGUGCUGCGGGAAGGUUACACAAUGCCACUUCAUGAUCAUCCAUGUAUGUAUGGUGUACUACGCGGCAUUUUUGGAAAGCUAAGAAUCCAAAGCUAUACUAAAGCGCAAUUGGAACCAAAUGAACCACCAUAUGAUGGUAUAGCUCUAGAAGUAUAUGCACAUGAAAAUGAACCCAAGAUAGUUGAUUCGGGGACAGAGUGUGCGACCCUAACCCCUAUCGAGCGCAAUUAUCAUGAAAUAACUGCGGUUGGUGGUGUAGCGGCUUUCUUUGAUAUACUUAGCCCUCCUUAUGAUGCAGAUAUCCCUAAGUACGGUAGUCGACAGUGUAGUUUUUACCGAGUCUUGGGUAAACAACCAUCAACGGGGAUUAAUAUCAACUCAGGAUUAGUGGAAGAACAGGCAGAAAAUGCGCCACUAACCUACCUACAAUGGAUACCGGCACCACUAAAUUACCAUUGUGAUAUCCUUGAUACCCCUGAAGAGGUGCUCCAAAGUACAGCACCCUUUUUAGAAGACGAGAACAAUUUGUUUUAAUAAUUUUAUAGACGGAAAUUAAUGCCAAAUUUUAAUUUAAUAUAGAAAUACAUGUAUGUUUGUAUGUUAAGUAAUUGAUUAACGGCUCUUUUUUUAGAGUUGAGACUGUUUGAAUUUGCAUCACAUGUGAAAAUGAUGUUUUAAUUGUUACUGCUGAGAUAUAAAGUGAGAAUGAUAAUAAAUAAAUUAUAUUAAU